This is a messenger RNA of Penicillium subrubescens, 351 nucleotides long. RefSeq lists its product as uncharacterized. The record is from RefSeq and is a predicted model, not a curated record. Lineage: Eukaryota; Fungi; Ascomycota; Eurotiomycetes; Eurotiales; Aspergillaceae. The transcript is spliced from 2 exons. Bases 1 to 351 code for a protein of 116 amino acids.
AUGACUCAAGAGCCGACCGACAUCUUUGAAGUUUUGUCAUCCUACUACGAAUCUGAAAGUGCAGGCUCAGAGAGCUCUUUCUUAGCAUCUUCAGAAGACGACAACACAGAAAUCAGCGAAGAUCGCGAUUUCGUGGUUUCCGAUGGCGAAUCCCUGGUCUACACGGAAGGUUCAUCAGUCUCCUCUGAUGACAGUGAGCUCGAGGAACCAAAUUCGGAAUAUGACGAUGCCGCUGGGGUUGGUAAGAAAUUUCCCAUAAGUGCCAUCGCACAACGCGUCAUCAAUCGAAACGGAGUUCUGGUGACGCAGUAUUUGGUUCUUUGGCAGUCCUGGGAAGAUUCAUAUCCAUGA